GCGGCAGCAGCAUGCCGAUCUCCUCCACCUCUCGGACGGCGAACAGCGCGUAGCCCGCCGCAUGCUCGAACAACACAUGCAGCACAACCUGCAGAACGGAUAUUUACAAGACUGAACGAUCAACUUCACAAGGUGCCAGCAGGAGAGUCCCUGAAGGAGUCUAUCGAGGAACGGAUGUGAGGGAGGACAGUAACAAGCUUUGGGAUCUGGAGAAGACUCCUUAUAAAGACUGACCUGGACAGGCUGAAGCACAAACCGGUGGAGCCCUGCUCAUCCUAAAGAACACUUCCCUAAACAACUGACCAAGGCUCACAAAGCACGCAAAGGAGGAUGAGCAUGCGAAGAGCAGUGGCGGGUUGCGUGGUGCUGAUGUGCCUGCUGGCUCUCGUGGCCGAGAGAACGGAGGGACACAUCACCUUCUUCAGCCCCAAGGAAAUGAUGAAGAUGAAGCAGCAGAACGGUAAGAAAGACAUGGAGACUCGAUCAGAAGAUGGUCAGUUCGAAGAGGUCAUCGUCCAGCAGGCUCCUCUCGUGGAACAUAAUGGAAAUUCUGAUAACACGGAGGUAGCUGUCCUACUUUUACCCAGACAGAUGGAUCAGGUCCCUCCAGCGCUUGAAGAGAUCCUCCAUUAAAUAGUGGAGCAGAGACAGAGAGGUAUUGGUACCACAUCGGUGCCUCUUAUCUUCUUGAUUUCCCAAGUGAAUAUUAGCACACACAUAUGAGUAGUAAACCUUGAUUAGAAAAGUAUUCUUUGACCAUCAUUCUCUCUUAAAUCUGUGUCUCUGCAGCCAAAUAGCGAGGCCAAGGGCACGGAAGGAGGAAUGCUGUGUAAAUUCUUCAGGAAAGCACUAAAUGUUCAAAUGGUUUGUUGUGUUUAAAUGAAUCAGAGAAUAAAGCGACAUGAUUGUAUCAUU
Girardinichthys multiradiatus is the source of this 915-nucleotide messenger RNA. It is a transcript of the gene mlnl, whose product is annotated as motilin-like. The transcript has 5 exons. Lineage: Eukaryota; Metazoa; Chordata; Actinopteri; Cyprinodontiformes; Goodeidae. The record is from RefSeq and is a predicted model, not a curated record. The coding region runs from base 331 to 633 and encodes 100 amino acids.